CCAAUUUCAUAAAUUCAAAAUGUUUUGUCACUGGACAACUGAAAUCUUACUUUCAGUUUUUGUUUCUCUGAUGAUCACUUAUUUUUAUAAAAAUCGAAAAUUUUAUUGGCUCUCGUGGAAUCUUCCAGGACCUUUUGCUUUCCCGAUUAUAGGGAAUGCGUUGGACUUUCUCUGUGACGAUGAUGAACUAUAUGACCGGGCUGCUAGUAUUUGUGAAAAAUAUACAAGCCCUUUGAGAAUAUGGCUGGGACCAAAAUUCGUGUUAGUUAUCACAGAUGUCAAUUUGGCACAGAAAGUAAUGUCGUCAUAUAAAUUCUCUAGGAAAGAUGACAUAUAUCGAUUUCUUGAAACAUUCGAUGGAAAAGGGUUGAUCACCUCGAACGGAACUAAAUGGAAACGUGACAGACGUCUAAUGUCUCCCUUAUUUCCAAAGAGAAAUAUUCAGCAAUAUUUUCCAUCUAUUCUUCGUCACACGAAAACUCUGAUCAGCAUCCUGGAAGAUGAAGUCGAUGGAGCAACGAUUAACAUUGAACCAUUUAUUCAUAGGUGCUCAGCAGAUUUCGUGAAUGAAACAAUAUUAGGGACAAAAACGAAGGCUCAAUUUGGUCAAAUGGACAACUUUGUCAGGACACUCACUAGGAUGUACACGAUAAUUCAUGCACGUAUAGUCAAAGUUUGGCUCCAAAAUGACUAUCUGUUCAAAUUAUUUCCUUAUUAUGAUGAACAAGAGAGGGGAAAGGAAGUUAUAUUCGGUUUCAUGAAGAAGACAUUGCGGAAUGCACAAGCAGGCUUCAACAACUAUGAAGAUCGAUCUUUCCAACCCAUUAUUCACAAGUUACUUGAGAUACAGGGUGAAGUACCUAAUUUUGCUAGCGAUGAAGAGAUGCUGCACCAUCUUGUCACACUAUACUCAGCAGCCGAAGACACCAUUACCUCCAUUGUGUCUUUUACUCUUGUUCUCCUUGGAAUGUACCCCAACAUCCAGAAGAAACUUGUGGACGAAGUACUCGAUGUUAUGGGCGAAGACAAGAAGGAAAUUGAAGAAAGCCAGUUGGACAAAUUUGAGUAUCUUGACAUGGUUGUAAAGGACGUAUUGCGGUUAUUUCCUAUUGCAGCGUUCAUCGUCAGACAGACGGAAGAAGACGUUCGGUUAGAACAGUGGCUGAUCCCAAAGGGUUGUUCGGUUAUGGUUUCUAUUUACAACAUCCAUAGAAACAGUAAUUACUGGGAGAAACCAAAUGAAUUUCAUCCGGAUCAUUUUUUGCCCGACGCAGUUGGAAAAAGGCACCCGUUUGCUUUCAUGCCAUUCAGUGCUGGUCCAAGAGGAUGUCUUGGAAAACCGUAUGCAUACAUGGCUCUGAAGAUAAUGAUUGUAACGAUACUACAACAUUUCCACAUAGAAUCCGAUGGAAAACUAGAAGACAAAAAAUUGAAGAUGGAUAUCAGCAUUCGUUUCAAAGAUGGAUAUUAUCCUGUUCGACUCCGGAAAAGAUGAUGUAGCAGGUUUAAAAAAUUAUCAUCGUGAUGGCUGUAUUACGUAUAGUUCAAGGCAAUUUCUAGAGAAAGUUUCAUUAUGUAAUAAAUGUAGACUCAGGACGCUCUUACGAAGAUUUUUGGAAAUUGUUUUGCUUAUACUAUCAAUAUAAAGACGUUGAUAUUA
Messenger RNA from Leptinotarsa decemlineata (Colorado potato beetle), 1660 nucleotides. RefSeq names its product cytochrome P450 4c3. Gene Ontology annotation, molecular function: iron ion binding; monooxygenase activity; heme binding. Lineage: Eukaryota; Metazoa; Arthropoda; Insecta; Coleoptera; Chrysomelidae. The record is from RefSeq and is a predicted model, not a curated record.